AUGGAGACCAUCAAGAAUACGAUCGGGGAAAACUUUGGUGGCAUGGCCCAGAGCCUGAGCACUCAUCAAUUCAAUCUCGACGAUGUGCCCGAUCUGUCGGGUAAGAUCGCAAUCGUGACAGGGGGUAGCGAGGGCAUUGGCUAUGGUUGUACCUACACGUUAUUGAAGCAUAACAUUUCCAAGGUCUAUAUCCUCUCCGUGUCUGAAGAAGUCGCCAAGGGAGCCAAAGCAGCCAUUGGUCAAGACCUGGGCCAAGAGACAGCAAACAGGACGGAAUGGUUGUUUUGCGACAUUUCGGAUUGGAAGAAGGUCAAGGAGGUGGCCGAGCAACUUAAGGAGAAGACCGAGCGGCUGGAUAUUCUCAUCAACAACGCAGCGCGAGGUAUCAUGAACUUUCAGCUGACGGACUAUGGGGUGGACAGGCAUAUGGCAUUGAAUCAUAUGGGACACGUCGUCCUGACAUCGCACUUGCUCCCGCUCGUGAAGAAGACUGCGGAACAGGGCAACGUGGUCCGGAUAGUCAACCAAGCCAGCAACGCGCAUCAAGCUACGCCAAGUGACACCAAGUUUGAGAACCUUGAGGAGCUUAACCGGGAUCUAGGCCCUAACGGCAACUACGGGCGAAGCAAACUCGCGGGUGUAAGUCACUGGAUAAGGAGAGCCUAUCAGACGGACGGCAUCGACCUCAUUUGUUCGGAGCCGCCUGUCACUCGAGGCCUGUCCCGGGCCCCUAGACAUCAUCUGAACCUCCUGUUUGCUGACUUUUCAAUACGACAGAUUCUAUACGCCAGGUACUUCGCACGGCAUGUGACGCAGACUGGUCACCCUAAUGUGUUGAUGAAUGCGAGUCAUCCCGGAUUCGUGUCGACCAAGAUGAGCAAAGAAGAUAUCCAUGAGCCGUACCCUCUAGGAGGCUAUGCUAUGUCCAUCGGCAUGGAGCCUUUCAAGAAGGACCAGUUCGAAGGUGCUGUAUCAACAAUAUUUGCCGCCACGACGAUUACCGAGUCUGGGCAAUACAUCUGCCCACCAGCUGUCCCCGAGAGUGGCAGCGAACUUGCACAAGACGAUGCCCUUGCUGACCGUCUCAUGGAUUUGACCCGCAGAACUGUCAUGGAGAAGACAAGGCAGGAUUCUGCAGCCCAAGGCUGUCCCUUUGACGAUCUGGUGCUUCAUUGA
Neoarthrinium moseri is the source of this 1176-nucleotide messenger RNA. RefSeq lists its product as uncharacterized. The record is from RefSeq and is a predicted model, not a curated record. The coding region runs from base 1 to 1176 and encodes 391 amino acids. Lineage: Eukaryota; Fungi; Ascomycota; Sordariomycetes; Amphisphaeriales; Apiosporaceae. The transcript has 2 exons.